AUGGAAAUGUUGUUGCGUACUGUGAAAUUGCCAACGUUGUGUGUUUCUCUCCUCCCCAUUCCCAUGUUAGUGUGGAUCCAACUAUGUUUCCUGUUUUUCACUCUAGAUCUAGAACUGUUUGCAUGUGUAGUUGCAAUUCAAAUGCCAGCGCGGUGUGCUGAGCUGAGAUGCAGACUAGAGCAGUGCUUGCAAACGCAUGGAGGGAAGCCACCAUUGUUGCGAGUAAUCACUGCAAUGUCGAGUGGAUCUGUAAAUAUCAACAACACAGAUGAUUCUAUGUCUAAUUUGUGUCUCUUGGUGGAUUCCUCUGGGAGCUGA
Messenger RNA from Ostreobium quekettii, 318 nucleotides. The record is from the annotation of a GenBank genome assembly. NCBI's taxonomy places the organism in Eukaryota, Viridiplantae, Chlorophyta, Ulvophyceae, Bryopsidales, Ostreobiaceae.